Prosopis cineraria is the source of this 1046-nucleotide messenger RNA. RefSeq lists its product as uncharacterized. The transcript is spliced from 4 exons. The coding region runs from base 234 to 626 and encodes 130 amino acids. The record is from RefSeq and is a predicted model, not a curated record. Lineage: Eukaryota; Viridiplantae; Streptophyta; Magnoliopsida; Fabales; Fabaceae.
GAAGGGCAACCCAACCCAGUUAGCGAGCGCACUCACAACGUAACAACGGAGAAAGCAAGCAGAGCAGAGCAGCUCAUCAUUUCAGAGCCGAACCCCAAAGGAAAGAGAAAAAAGCAAAAGCAAAAAGAGAAAGCCAUCCCGGGCAAAGCAAGAAAAAGAGAGGAUAAUAAAGACAGGAAUUGCAGCAAGAAGAAGAGCUCUUCUGAGAGAGGAAAGGGCUUUGGAAGAUAACGAUGCAGACGGAGCAACAGAACCAGCUCGUUGUUCAGAAUUCUGGAAGCCUUAGCUUCAGCAGCCAUUUGUCUAAGGAAGAUGAAGAGAUGUCCAGGUCUGCUCUUUCCACCUUCAGAGCCAAAGAGGAAGAGAUUGAACGCAAGAAGAUGGAGGUCAGAGAGAAGGUUCAGGCCCAGCUGGGUCGAGUUGAGGAAGAAACCAAGCGUCUCGCCACCAUUCGUGAGGAGCUGGAGGCUCUGGCAGAUCCGAUGAGGAAGGAGGUUGCACUGGUUCGGAAAAAGAUUGAUUCAGUAAACAAGGAGUUAAAGCCACUAGGCCAUACCUGCCAGAAGAAGGUUAAACUUGAGGGAAACCUGAACGGUGAAAUUUGUGUAAACUCUUCAUACAUAUGAUGACAAUAUAACGGGUAAAUUCAUAUAUUUAUGCAGGAGAAAGAAUACAAAAGCUCUUGAAGCAUUCAAUGAAAAGAACAGGGAAAAGUACAGCUUAUCAGCAGGUUAAUGGAGUUGGUGAGCGAAAGCGAAAGAACGAGGAUGAAGAAGCUAGAGGAGCUGAGUAAGAACAUAGAAUCCAUGCACACAAGUUAGACAACUGCUAAAGACUCUGAUUAGGACUCUGCGGUAUAUGAAAAAGAUGACGUAGUAUAUGUAUGAUUGUGUCUGGGCUUGUGUAUUCUCUUGUGUUAAUGUUUGUUUUUCAGUAACAUGUGAUGGCACGUAAGCUAAUUUUCGAGGGCCAAUACCCCCCUUACAAACACGCUUGUAACUAAAUGCGCUUGCACUUUGCUAUCAUUUUUUAUUUUUACCCUUCAA